Bombus pyrosoma is the source of this 1338-nucleotide messenger RNA. Its product is annotated as protein max-like. Gene Ontology annotation, biological process: positive regulation of transcription by RNA polymerase II. Gene Ontology annotation, cellular component: RNA polymerase II transcription regulator complex. NCBI's taxonomy places the organism in Eukaryota, Metazoa, Arthropoda, Insecta, Hymenoptera, Apidae. The transcript has 4 exons. Gene Ontology annotation, molecular function: DNA-binding transcription factor activity; protein dimerization activity. The coding region runs from base 602 to 961 and encodes 119 amino acids. The record is from RefSeq and is a predicted model, not a curated record.
AUUCGUUUCACGCCCUUAACCCCAACCCUAAUCGUAACGACAACCCGACAUAUAUGAAGAAUGGAGAUGAAAGGACAUCGAAGCCUUUCUUUUGAAACGUUUGGGAAAGUGCCCAAUAUUUUAGUCCAGACUGCACUUAAAUAAUAAAACUGAGGAAUAGUUGUUUAUGUUCUAAUCCGGGUAUGGAAGCCCAAGAUUUAUCACAGUGGACUUGGGUUUGUACGUGGACGUCUACCUAACAGAGGUAUGGAGUAAUUAUAUAGCUCUUCUUAAAAACAAACAUUGACCGGAGAGGUACGGAGAGGAGUAUAUAAGGGAAGUUCCACUUGGGCUGCGGUUCAAUUCAUCCAAAUAAGGUUGCGCUUGUACGUUGAGUCAUUCCAGAAUCGUGUGUCACAGAGCGUUUGUCAUCCCGUUGACAGUGGAUUUGUUGAAAAUAAAGUCUCUAGACAAGUUUCUAAGAACUAGUGACUUUCUGGUUGUCAAAUCCUACGUGCGUUUUGUUAUAUAUGUACUGUAUGUACACUGUUUGUAUAUUUGUUACAAACUUGAUAAAGUAUCUUUUGUUUACCUGUUUCUUAAACCUACCAAGGAAUUUAUAAUGAGUGAUGAUGAUCGAGACAUCUACAUUGAGAGCGAUGAAGGUGACGAAUCCGAUUCUACGCAGAGGCAUUCAAACAAUACCCAAUAUUCUCAAGCAGAAAAACGGGCACACCAUAAUGCGCUGGAACGGAAACGUCGGGAUCACAUUAAGGAUAAUUUCUCCCACCUUAGAGACAUUGUACCUACGUUGCAAGGAGAAAAGGUUGCAAGUAGGACACAAAUACUCAAGAAAACUGUUGAAUAUAUACGGUUUAUGCGACGUAAGAAUUCCUCCCAUCAACAGGAUAUUGCUGACUUGACACGGCAGAAUGAACUCUUGCAGUCUCAAACCCACUUGGCAACUUUUUUGCAUUUCUGACGUUGUAAGUGACAGAAAUGAAGCGUCUGAUCUUUGGCAAAAUAUGAACUCCUUUCUGGAUAUUUUUGAUCUGGUACACUCUUUACAUAAUAUCCAUGCGUUUAUUGCUGCCAAAUCUAAAAUAUUGAAAAAAAACUUGAAGGAGCCAUUGGAAACUCCCUGUUUUCACACUAUAUUUGCGUGCCAUCUGGUCAACGACAUCCACACCAAACUUUGUUUUAUUAUAAAAAGCAAUGGUUUCUGGAACACAUUUAUAAUUGUCUUCUACUUGUAUACCUGUAUGUUUGGUGCUUAGAAGGAAGACUUUUACAUUAGGUUUGCUUUUAUACACUGUAAGCAUGCAGUUUUCUGAUUUAUAUAAAUUUGAGGAAAACAAA